AUGCCCGCCCCCUGUUUCAUUCCGCUGUCCUCUACAAAGCUUGGCGUUCCCGACUUUGGGCUGCGUCUCCCCCACUGCUUUCUUCUCUCCACCAUGGCCAGCAUGUCUGCAGAGCUCGUGUCUAUCAUCUGCGAGCACCUGGCCUCGACGGCCAGCCAGGGCACCCUCGCCACAGUCGCACUCUGCUCCAACGCAGUCAACAACAUCGCCGUCCCCAUCCUCUACCGACGUCUAGAACUUACGCGGGAAAAUGCCGAUAUCAUCUUCUGUGGGGUCCCGCGGGUCGAGUACGACUACACUUCUCCUUCAAAGGAAGAGUACGAGACUGAGCUCGCGGCCUUCAAUGCCAAGUGGCACGACUCGGUCGACCCCGGACACAAGCCGCCAUUCCCUCCCUUUGGAACUGAGGCCGACGAGCCCGAAGACGACGACGACGAAGACGAGGUAGACGGCCAGCAUGCCGCUGUGUGGGCCGACCUCGUGCCCGACGACAACUACGAUGAGGCCGCUGCCGUGGCCGCCUCCAACGACGCCAACUGGGACCGCCGGCUCGACCUCCUCGAGCACUGCCAGACGCUCACCAUUGCCUCCGUCCCCCGCCCCGGGCUGGUGCGCGACUUGCUCGUCGCAGCCGCCAUCCAUGUCAACUACAUCAACGCGACCGAGUGGAGCGAGAACCCGGACGCUUGGCCCAUCUUCCCCAACCUCAAGCAGAUCGCAUUCUCAGCAGCUGCAGUGAGCUACAUCGCCGACUACGAGCUCGCGCAUAAAAGCGAUAACGAGCCCGAGAUGUACGACUUUGGCGACGGCAGUCACGAUGAAAGCCAGGAGACGUACUUUCCCUUUGGGCACCUCGUGCAGUUCGCGUUCGGAGCGCCACAGGACGUGUGUAUCAUCGCACCGACAACCACAGUUCCCCGCUCCACUAUGGUCUUCAACACGCUGCGCAUGCCCGCCUCCAAGAUGAGAUCAAACUACGCCUUUGAGGCUUCGUACGGGCAUAGGGGAUACGAGGCCACGAUCGCCAGCCAGCUCUCUGCGCUAGCGUUCUACAGCCUCCCCAAGAAGGUCAACACGGUCACGUACCAUCGGAUGCGCGGGCCUGCCGCGUCCAAGGGAAGAGCCGAGUUGUUCCGGUUGUUCUACCAUCUCGUGGAGUCGCCAUUGGCUUCGGGUGAAGACCGCGCCAGGGACAUCCUGGCCGACCUUGCCCUCCAGGAUACCUGGAGCACCGAAGCACGCAAGCUGGUGCAGACGGUAGACGAGCUCGAGCUGAUCGACGUCGAGUGCGACACGGAUGCCACCGAGGAAGCCAUCCGACUCGCGGUCGAACAGGGCGUCGCAGCCAACCCGAAGAGGUACCAGGACACCGAGAUCGACUUUGUGCCGGAAGACACCGACGCGCAGCUGGCGCAGGAGCUCGCGGACGCCAACGCCGAGCUCGACGAGAUCGGGCCACUCCUUGAAACAUGGGGCUCGUAUCGGUCCUAUGUGGAGCGCGAGAAGGCCAAUGUGGCACUCGAGGCGGCACUGGGUACUGCCGGGGAGGAGGAGGCACGAACCAAUGUCGCCUUCUGGGAGGAAAAGAGGGAAGCGAUCGAGAGGCGGGUCAAGGAGCUCACAGAGGCGUCCGAGAAAGCGCGCACCGAGGCUCGGGAGAAGCGCGUUCUGGCAUCGAGCAAGCCGCGUGUGGUGUACACUGCUGGGGCGAAUGCUGAGCCGUGUGUGGUGUGUGGCGCCACGCACGUUGAGGCGUGA
Messenger RNA from Vanrija pseudolonga, 1758 nucleotides. RefSeq lists its product as uncharacterized. The record is from RefSeq and is a predicted model, not a curated record. The transcript is spliced from 2 exons. Bases 1 to 1758 code for a protein of 585 amino acids. NCBI's taxonomy places the organism in Eukaryota, Fungi, Basidiomycota, Tremellomycetes, Trichosporonales, Trichosporonaceae.